Messenger RNA from Haliotis rubra (blacklip abalone), 2915 nucleotides. RefSeq names its product sodium- and chloride-dependent GABA transporter 3-like. The coding region runs from base 293 to 2050 and encodes 585 amino acids. Lineage: Eukaryota; Metazoa; Mollusca; Gastropoda; Lepetellida; Haliotidae. Gene Ontology annotation, biological process: sodium ion transmembrane transport. Gene Ontology annotation, cellular component: membrane. The transcript has 15 exons. The record is from RefSeq and is a predicted model, not a curated record.
UCCAGAAUAUUCCAGUGUAGCCUGGCACAGACAGUACGAACAUCCGGGUAGCUGCUUAUGUAUAUAAAGGGAGCUAACUCUCACCUUAGCCAUCUCACAUCUCAUCAAGAAUCACAAGAAGACCACCAGUGCUGUGAAGAUCAAGGUCAUCCUACAUCCUCAGCCUUGGGCUAUUAGGGCUAUUUUUGGAACAUUGGCUACCGUUGCAGCCGCAUAUCGCCUUCAGACGCCCGAGGAUACGGUGGAGACAACCUAGAGCCUCAACAGGACGAACCAGCGUACAGUAGCAGAUAUGAUGAAUGAAAAAUGGCGCCACCACCUGGAUUACGUCGUCACCCUUCUUGGGUUUGGAAUCGGUUCAGGGUCCUUCGUGAAAUUCCCCUACCUGUGCAUGAGGAAUGGAGGAGGCGCAUUCUUAAUACCUUUCAUCCUGUUCACCUUCAUCGGGACAAUUCCUGUUGUGUUUGUGGAGAUGGUGAUUGGUCAGUUUUCCCAAAAAGGACCAGUUGAAGUCUGGAAUCUGUGUCCGCCAUUUAAAGGUAUAGGUGUGGGCACCGUCGUGGGAACUUGGAUUCAUGCAUCCUAUUUCAUCGUCAUCUUCAGCUGGUUCGUGUACUACUUCUACGUGUCCUUCUCCAAUCAUCUACCGUGGGCCCACUGUGGCAAUGACUGGAACACUCCUACCUGUAUCUCCCUGUUUGGUGACGGCAACUCAACGUCGGCAACCAACAUGACGGUCAACGGCACCAGCUACAGCCUGGUCAACGAUGCAACUGACAUCAAUGGUACUGUUGCUGGAAUGACAGCGGAAGAAGAGUUCUGGAGAUUCCAGGUUUUGCAGAUGACAGAUGGCCUAGAAACCAUAGGAAGCAUAAGAUUGCCCCUGAUUAUUAGCCUGGCUAUCAGCUGCACCGUUUUAUUUCUCUGUGUGUUUCGAGGAAUAAAAGUUACAGGAAAGCUGGUGUACGUGACAGUGGCCAUCCCUUGCAUCCUCGUGAUCAUCUUCCUCAUCCGGGGAUGUCUCUUGCCGGGAUCGGCAGAUGGGAUUUACUUCUAUCUUGUUCCCAAACUCGAGACACUGACAACACCUAAGGUAUGGAUUGAGGGUUGUAAUUUCGCCCUAUACUCGCUUGGAAUUGCAAUGGGAUCAAUCGUGACAUUGUCAAGCCACAGUAGGUUUGGGAAUAAUUGUUUCAGAGACUCAGUUGUCGUCUGCAUUGGGGAUAUGCUGGUUACCAUCCUCAUCGGAUUGGCUUUUGCUAUCAUUGGUCAUGUUGCCUACCAGAGAGGGGUGCCUGUAGAAGCGUUCGAAUCGUCAGGAUUCAACCUCGCAUUUAUCGUUUUUCCACAAGUCCUCACUUACCUCCCAUUGCCACAGUUGUGGUCGGCCUUGACCUUUCUUACGCUGAUUACCCUGGAGCUAGAUACUCUGGUUCCGCCCAUUGAGAACAUAGUUGUGGCAGUACGGGAUCGAUUCCCGCGAUUUUCUGAGCGACGCUGGCUUGUCAUUGCCAUCUUACUGAUCACCUACUUUUUCGUUGGUCUCCUGUACAUUACUCAGGGCGGAAUCUACGUGCUGACUCUAGUGGACUGGUUCGCCUACUUUCCUUCGAUUGCUCUCUUUGCCACCAUUGAAUGCAUUGUGGUAGGAUGGUGCUAUGGCACACGCAGAUUACAGGAAGACAUCAAGGCGAUGUGGGGAAAGGCUAUCCCCCGUGUAAUGAUGAUUGCAAUCAAGUUUGUCUGUCCAGUGUUAUUGCUGUCGGUGUUCAUCUACUCCCUGUAUUCCUACCGACCUCCCAAAUAUGGAGACUAUGACUACCCUCCAUGGGCAACAGGAAUCGGAUGGAUGGUGUCUCUGGCUUCGAUCCUGCCCUUCCCGACUGUGUUUGUCUGGAAAGUAUGGAAAACAAAGGGAUCCAAUCUAAAAGAGAAAUUCACAAAUUCACUGGAACCGAGUAGCGAAUGGCGGGAGGCGAAUCUUGCAGGCCAGAAGGGUGAUGUUCUUCAACCCAUCACCUCAGUGGAGGACAAACACGAAGAGGCGUGAAAUAAAACCAUUCUAGAGCAGGUCAUUCUCCUGCCGUGGACGCUAGCUUGUAGUCAGAGUGUUGAUAAUGCUAUUUAGUUCUGGGUCUUCAUUCUUUGCCACGGACAACUGACACACAUCACAGCGUUUCAAGAACUAUAUGGAACAGUAACCAUUGCUUUUCUUAAGGGAUAUGAAUGAUAAUAUCCUAACUGAUGAAAAUGUGUGAUAUCUGAGAAGGGAAAUCUUAUGCUUCUGAUUGCUUCGCGUUUUUUUGAUUGAGGGAAAAGCAUUGUAAAAUAAUUUCGUUACAAGGGCAUUUUUUUAAAGGUUUUGUGUACGUUCAUUAGCAUCAUGUUUAUCAAGGAAGUGUAAACAUGAACAUGACUUUUAAAAGAAAACAAUGUCAGGAAUGAAUUUGUAAAUACAUCUGUUGUUCUCCAUCUACUGGUCAUUCCUAACCAUACUGAAGAACUUUGUUCAAAUAUAUUAUAUGUUAUAUUCCAUGCAAAGGAAUUGGCACACGUUAGGGCUUUAACUAAGAACGCCAUCUCCCAUGCAUUUACAUAUGUGCUUCUUUACAGGUUAUACUAUGAUAUAGAUGAAUGAAACAGAAACUCCUAUGCAUGCUUACGGAAAUCUUUCUUAUAUUUGUGCACAAUCAUUAAAUUGUUUCUUCCACAUGAUUAGGUAGAACUGCGUUUUUUCUCGCAUAAAUCACAUAUUUUUCUCACAUGUAUCUUAGUUAAAUGUAGUGGGGCAUUAGUUGUGUCUGUCUGAUUAAGAAAUAGACAUGUUACUAACAAAUGAAUUGUUCACAUAUCUACCACGCCGGCAUUUUGGAUUUUCGUUUAUACCUUUCUAAAUAAACAAUAUUUCACGGUUA